AUGCGAGUUGAAGUGUAUCGGCAAAAGUUUAAAUUAUUGCCUUCUUUUAAAGUAAAUUUAAUUUUAAAAUUAAAAAAAUUAUUUUUGAAGUCAAAUAAUAAUUCGAAUGGAGAAAAUAUUUAUGGAAUUAUUAGGGCAUUCCGGGCUUCGCCUGUCGAGGCUAUUUUAUUGGCGGUACCUACAACUAGUAUUGAGUCAAUUGCUGUGGCUUUAGUUUUUGCUGAUUAUGCUAAGGACCAACUUUACUGGUCCCGUGAUUUGGUCUUUCUUUUUGUUGAUGGUGGAACAACCCAAUCUGCAGAUAUUUGGCUUUCUGCUUAUCAUGGACAACAACAAAAGGAGGGAAUUGAAUUAAUUGAUGAGGAAUUAGAGGCACAUGGAGGGACUUUUAUUGGGGCGUUUGGAUUGGAUAUAAAUGGAAAUAUUUUUGGAGAUGUUGAAGUAUUGCAUGGAAUGGUGAGGAGGAGGGAUUUUUAUUUAAAUUUUUGGGUGUUCAGAUAAUUAAAAAAACCUUUUCCAAAUUAUUAAAUACACUUUUUGGAUAUAUCAUUAAAAUGACUGCUCGGAAUCCUUGUUCCGGAGUUAAAA
Messenger RNA from Meloidogyne enterolobii, 588 nucleotides. Lineage: Eukaryota; Metazoa; Nematoda; Chromadorea; Rhabditida; Meloidogynidae. The record is from the annotation of a GenBank genome assembly.